Molecule: messenger RNA, 249 nt
Organism: Sphaeroforma arctica JP610
Lineage: Eukaryota; Ichthyosporea; Ichthyophonida
Exons: 1
Coding region: 1-249 (82 amino acids)
Source: RefSeq, a predicted model, not a curated record
AUGAUAUUGCAUACGUCGCUCACCUCAUCCACAGUAAACCUGAGAAACCAGCUGGGUGUUGAGGGGAAGACCACGCGUGUGGAGGAAGGCGACGAGCCCGUUGAGUUCCUGAGUGUGCUGCCAGUGCCUCUAAGUGUACAGUCAGGCCAAGGCACAGUAUCGAGUUUCUAUGCCAUCGAAGAAACUGGUUCUUCGUCAGUGCGGUUAUACCGAAUACAUAGCGGUAGGUUCAUGAUGAGCGUGUGGUGA